This is a messenger RNA of Hippoglossus stenolepis (Pacific halibut), 2329 nucleotides long. RefSeq lists its product as uncharacterized. Gene Ontology annotation, molecular function: GTP binding; GTPase activity. Lineage: Eukaryota; Metazoa; Chordata; Actinopteri; Pleuronectiformes; Pleuronectidae. The coding region runs from base 627 to 1319 and encodes 230 amino acids. The record is from RefSeq and is a predicted model, not a curated record. Gene Ontology annotation, cellular component: vesicle; Golgi apparatus; trans-Golgi network. Gene Ontology annotation, biological process: vesicle-mediated transport. The transcript has 4 exons.
CAGCAGGGGGCGUGGUCAUGCUGCAGCACACACUGUUUUCAGGUUGUGAUCUGCACGGCGUGUGUGUUUGUGUGUGUGUGUGUGUGUUUUUGUGUGUGUGUGUGUGCAGACCCACGCCUCCACACUAGUGGUGUUUCUCCUCUUCUUCUUACUCUCCUCUCCCUCGGCCUCAGCAGCGGUUUACAACCUCAAACUUCUUCUUUUUUCAACAUGACGACGACAACUUUUACGCGGAGAGAAUCCGGACACUAGCUGCGACGAGCUGAACUGCAAAGUUCGUUUUUAGGGAGUAUAUUCUUUUUUUAAUAUUGUUUAUAAGACGAGGAAUCACAGUUUAAUUCUAAGGUCUAUUUAGAAAGUCUAGAAUAUCAACCUUUUUGUGCGUAAUAUCUCGUUUUUACUUUUGUGAGCUUUCAGGACCAAACAUCUGGUUCAGGACUCGUUCUUUCAGUCUUAGAGUUGAAGUUUUGUUCGGAGUUUUCCUAACUUUCCUCCAUACAUGAGUUCAGACCUACCGUCACCGGCCAAACCCUCCGCACCGUGCGUCUCAUCUCCUUCACGCGGAGCCAGUAAUUGGAGACCUCACUGUGCCACCCACUUUACGCGCGCUCUCACCCGCAGCAGCGAUGCAGCACGAGCGGCUGCUCAAGGUCCUGGUCAUCGGUGACCUCGGCGUCGGCAAAACGUCCAUCAUCAAGCGCUACGUGCACCAGGUCUUCUCCCAGCACUACCGCGCCACCAUCGGGGUGGACUUCGCCCUCAAGGUGCUCAACUGGGACCACAAGUCGGUGCUGCGGCUGCAGCUGUGGGACAUUGCCGGGCAGGAACGCUACGGCAACAUGACCCGCGUGUACUACCGAGAGGCCGUGGGGGCGCUCGUCGUCUUCGACAUGACCCGACUGUCCACGUUUCAGGCCGUCCUCAAGUGGAAAGGAGACCUGGACUCCAAGGUCGCUAUGGGCAACGGGCGGCCGGUUCCAGCCGUUCUAUUGGCCAACAAGAGUGACCAGCGUCGUCAAGGCCUCUGCCCCAAACUGCCCAAACUGGAGAACUUCUCCAGAGAGUACGGAUUCGUCGGCUGGUUUGAAACGUCUGCGAAGGACAACACCAACAUCGACGCCGCCAUCACGUGUUUGGUGAAAAGCAUCAUGUCUGUGGAGGAGGAACGAGUCACGAGCGAAGCCACCAGCGCGACGACCAAAAGCGAAGCCAUGGACAGCGUGGUUCUGCCGCACUUCGACUACAACCAGAAGGAGAAGGGACUGAGCGGGUGUUCCGGUUGCCCCUCGUCCAAAUCCAGAGACAGAGACAACGACUGACGCAGCGAACGAGGAGACAGGACGGAGACGGAGAGAGAGGACACCACUGCUGAAAUAUUAAUAUGUUGCAACUUAAAGUCGUCUCCUCUCCCUCUGCUUCCACAGAUUUUAUUUUUGUAACAGAAAUUAAGUUAAAAAAAUGUAUCCCAUCAUUCCCACUCAAAAAGGUCCUUUAUUUUGAAACAGCCAUGGUGAUGUUGUUUCUUUUAUAAACAGUUUUCGGACGUGAACUUUGGAAAGUGUCCAGAAUAUUGGGUCUGGAUAUUAUCUGGAGUUAGUGUUUCUCAUGUGAAGCGGCAGCAGGAGAUUGUCCGGGUCAGACUCUUAUCACCAAAAGCUCUGGAUUCUCCUCGUCUGUCCAGGUUGACGUCUUCGUCUUCUACGUGUACGGCUCCUCUUCCUCAUCCUGAGAUGUCUGGAUUCUUCCGGUUUCACAUGAUCAUGAUGUGAUUGGGUAGUUUCACCUCCUGACAGGAUGACAUCACGUUCUUCAAUGGGAAACAACUUCAUUUAAGUUGUACUAAUACAAUUAACUAGAAUUUGAAAAAACUCAAUUCCUAUGUGUGUUCCCCAUUGAAGACAUUUUUUUAAGUUGGUCCAACAAUUGUCUUUUUUACAGUGUAGGCCUGCGCUUUAUCUGAUUUUCAUUUAUUCUUUAGGCAGCGAUCAGGAGAUGAUUUUCUUCGUCCAUGAUGGUCAGCGCAGCUCAGGUCAAAGGUCAACGCAUUAGAGCAUUCAGUGCACGCCCCCGCAUUCCCUCAGGAGUCCACACAGAGGCGCCGCAAUGCACCAGACACAUGAGGAGAUCCGCGUGAAAACAUGUCGGGUCCGUUUAUUCCACACAUAUAAUAAAAAUGUGUUCACAGUGGUUUGAAAGUGGAUUAAUGUCGUGUUAUAGCACUUUGUGUGUAUGAAUAUCUUCAGGUGGCUUGUGAAUCAUUCAGUCUGUGUGUUAGUUUUUGCUGCAGCUUCCUUUUCUCUUGACAUAAAGCUUUGGCUUUUUAAAACUC